AUGAAAAUGCCCGCCGAAAAUCGUAGACCCAAAACUUCCUUUUCCGUUUCGAAGAACACAAUGUAAGUUUACUCUAUAUCUUUACAUUACACAGUUUAUUGUUACUUUGAGAUGUUUCGUUCCAGCUUUUAGAUGCACUUUUUCUUGUAGGCCUCUGAACUAGAUAACCCUUGCGUGAAAAUAGAGUACAGAAGGGUGUUUUAAGCUUUCUUUGAAGACAAAUUGUUAGACGCGAUUAAUUGAUGUUUAUGUUGACCUACUCUGACCUUCUCAUUUGUAUCUUGCUUAACAGAAAUAUUUGUGCGUCGUAUACUUGGGAAGUUAGCGUGUUUGCAGCUUUAAGAAAUCUCACAAAAUUUCUGUUUUUUUUUUUAUAUUGCAAUAUUGCUAUGCGCGUUGUCGUUUUUAAUUACAUGAAAAUAGCUCGCUAAUUCACUUCAAGUGCUCUUCUGUUAUCGCUGUCUUAAAUGAUAUGUUUUAUUGCAAGCACUUCUGCUAUGCGUCUCUUUCAAAGUAGUGGAUGUCAUCGCCGAGCAUCUUUAAGUCUUCGCAGUCUCAUAUCACAAGUUAACAGCAAGUACACCUUUCCAUUGUACGUUGAUUUGCACUAGGUUUUUUUAACGUAGAGCUUAACUGGGCUCAAAGGAGGCUAGCUAGGCCAUUCCGGCUUUUGUAAUGUUAAUCAUGCUAAACAGAUAAAAUUAGGGCUUCUAAACAUUUACAAGCGGUCGAAUUUUGCUUUGUGAGAGCUCAAGCUUUUUCUUGUUUGCCGUUAGCUUUUGUUAACUUGUCUCAGUAAUAUAACUAGAAAAUUUGCGGACUGUUAGUGGUUAUCCAACAAAGGUUGCUCAAGUAACUCAAGGGUAGUAAUGUAAUUGCCUCCUGAUGACAUGGUUUUGUUGUCCAGUGAUUGUGUACAAAACGUCUUCGUUCUGGUUGUUAUUAAAAUAUGCACGCUUGGGUAGCUUGUGAUAAAAGCCAUUACGAAAACUAGUUCGAGAUCUCUGGUGAGCUAUACAUUGUAGGCUGUGAGGAUUUUUUGUUGUGGUUGACGAAUCUUUUCCAAUAGCUAUGUAGGUCUGAUCGAUCUUUUUAGUUUAUUCAGUUGAAUCUGGUUAACACUGCAAAAUAGUCCAUGUUUUUGCGCAGAUCUAGAACGCGCAUGAGAGAAUAAAAAGAGAUUCCGUUUGAAUUCGAGUCAGUUUAUAACAUCCUAAUAAUUCAUUUUGUCCGACCCCAGUAGAGACGAGAUUGGCGUAAAUUUGCGCACGCGUGCUAAGUACGCGUUUCCAGGUGGUUGGCGUCAUCCAUAAACGCUGCUCUGAAUUCUGAUUGGUUCAUUACUUUAUCUUUGUCAAUUGGUUGAUUCUUUAAGGGCUACCAUGCUUUUGUUUUCCCUAGGAACAUUUGUUUCAAAACAAGUCCCGUGAAUUGUACACGCUUUCGUACUGGCUAUAGGACUAGUGCUUGUCAUUUCUUAAUAUAAGUCUUAUACUGGUUUUGUUUUGUUUUAGUUAUGAGACAAAAACCGAUUUACAUCAUUUGAUCUUAUGGAUGUUAAGAGGUUUUUGGCUGGAUGGCUCGAACCUAAUGCGAUGAUAUUAUGUUCAAACCCAAAGCAAGUGGACUAAAAAGAACGGUUCCAUUUUUAUUUGUCUUCAUUGAUAAGCUCUCCUUUAAAAAUUGAGUGGCUGAAAUUUUGUUCCUACAAAACGCACUUAAAACGUUUAGCUUUUACCUCUGGAGUGUCCAAGAACCCGAGCUUCUUGCUUUGGGCCGGCCGGUAGAUCGACCCUCUAAAAGAGCUUUGUACAGAAAAGUGCGACAGAUUUUCUUCUAAAUCCUAAAAUAAAACAUUCAUGAAAUUUUUGCUUUAAUCCCCCCUUUCCAUUAAACUAGCAGUAGCAGACAAAAAUAUCGAAGAUUCGCGUUCGAGUUAUUAUCAUGUCUCGAAACUGUAAUCCGAUUUUAAGAGCGCAAUAUCAGAAGAUCUGAGGUUUGUUUCAAGGUUGCUCGAAUUGAACUGGAUGGAUAUUUUUUGGGAGCAAAUAGGUCGAAUUUUGACAGCAUGCUCAAAACAUUUUAGACCUGGUAAGUUAAGCAACUUUCUGCAUGACCCGUACUUGAUAAUCAAGCUUACCACAGGUCCCUCAGGAUUUGACUUGCCGUAAUAAGCUGUUCGUGAUGUACGGAUGAAAUAAGCGUUCUUUUCUUUUCUGGCUUUAAGUCGAUCUUACUUGUUUUCUAUGCAACGAUGACCUGUGUGUUUCCAAGCUACAGCGCACGGAAUCUUAGAGUUGAGUAACUAAAACUAGGUGGCCUAUGUAGCCGGGGUUCGAAAACGUGUCGGUGAACACAAGAGUCAACAAAUUGAACUGAAAAUAGCCCCUAUAGAAAGAAUCGGUAUCUAAUGCCUGUCAAGCCGGCGCACGUUCUUCUCAAUGUAACGACUUGCAAACAAGCGAAUGGCGACAAUCUGACUAAUUUAUUCCUUUACUGUAUCAUUUCUUUCUGCAAUGAAUUACUACUUUCUUACCAAAAUAAACUGAUAAAUUGGUCUGCUGCUCACUAAAUCUGUUUUUAAUGCUGCCUUUAGUGCUUGUAGCGUAGCUUCAAGUAACAAAAUCUGGCCUAAUCUCGUUCCCAGAUCUCUUGUUGACGAGGCCGAUAAGAGAUCUGGGUACAUACAUAUAUACAUACAUAAACUUUAUUUUAACUCGAAUUUACAGAGUACCUAUAUUGAGCUAAUAUUUCCGAGCACGAGAUUAAAUCUGGUAAGCUGUCGAUGUGAGAAAGUUUGGUUAUGACGUAACCGAAUUACGGAGCGCUUUCCAUUCAACAAAAUUUGCCUGUAGGAAAUUCCACGUGUCAAACCACGUGUCCGGUUGCACAGACUCGACCCAAGCUACCACGUGUUUGGUUAUUGUUCAGGUGAUCAGGAUACAAAAUAGCGGUAUUGGGAACAACAAUUUUAUCAAAAGACCAUAUUCACGAUACCCGCCAUCUUUGAACGCGCUAAAGGACUGAUGGGGAAAAAAGGCAAUGUCACGUGGUUUCUCAGGGGGCAAACAAAUGAUAAAAGCUGCCAAUGCAAGAAAUCACGGUCGAGUUUGUUUACUGUAGACAACAGAAAAUAAAGAACUUUCCAUAAUAAAGUCGAUAAUGGCAAAUUAUGAGUAGAAGUAAUCAAUGUUACUUCUUUGGAUGCUGUAGCGACCGUAGAUAUCCUCACAGCAAACAAUAAUGUCGUAAAUCUUGUGGAAACUCGAAAUGGCUUUUUGCUAGAAAAUUAAAUCGUCGUCAUGUUUUGAUAGCAUAAACAAACUCGAUCACGAUUUCUUGCAUUGGCAGCUUUUGUCAUUUGUUUGCCCCCUGAGAAACCACGUGACAUUACUUUUUUCCCAUCAGUCCUUUAGCAAGUGCAAAGAUGGCAGGUAUCGUGAAUUAGGUGUAAUGGAAAGGGACAUUUCGUUCCGGUCAACCAAAAUGACCAGACCGGUCAAAGUGGACUACCUUCAAAGGUGGUACUAAAUAUUCCUGUCGGACCGAACCGAAAUGGUCCGUUCCAUUUUAUGUGGGCGUCAGCUGUCCAACUGGGUAAGCGAAAGUGAAAUGUCACAUUUAACUGCAUGGUGCUUUUUUGGUGGGAAAUCGUGUGGCAACCCGCGUUUUUUGGGCGGGAAAACUGAAUAGGAAACUGAAAAUAACAACAAGAAAGCAAAAAAAGAUGUCGUAAACAUUGUAAUCAGAAAGGAAUUUAUCGCUGCUCUGCGGCAUACUAUUUGCUGAAUUUGAUGAGGACAAUGAGAUAUGCUUUCUAGAGUCCAGGCCCUGGUUGUUCAAACGUUGGAUAGCGCUAUCCAACGUUUGAGCAACCGGGCCCAGGUGACAACUUACUCAUUUGCUUGUUUUAUGAAAGCUUAUUGUGGGGUAUUGUGAAUUGGCAGUUCACUUGCAUAAUCAGUUUAAGCUUAUAUUUAGCUCAGAAAUUAUUUAUUUUGAUAAAUUUAGUCUGGCUAGCAUUUGGUUUUGACUCAGGCUUAAAUAAUAUCGUGCUUAUAAAACGCAAGUUUGUCUUUCUCAUUUGGAUGGCGGGCGAUGAGUUUAAAUUGUACAAAGCAGUUCGUGGUCGAUUCUUCUGAUCUGCUGUACUUUCACAUUUAAUUGCUUGGUUUAGUGUGCUUUUUCCUAACUAGUCCACGUAGCUCGUGCACGUGGGCACGAAGAAAAUCUAAAAUCUUAAACUGUAACCAUUCAUUAAACCAACAGAAAAAAAACCUUGACUCACCUAGCAAUUUUAAUAUACAAAUACUGCCAGUCAACUACCUUACAUAUACAUGGCACUCUUAUUAAACGCGCAAGCCAAUCUUUUGCAUUCUGGUAGUUACACUGGAUCAAUGAAAUACCUCUACGCAAUUUGGAAAAGCCAAGAAGUGGAUUUUUAGUUAAAUUAAGUUUACUUCUCUUAGCUUUUGUUGUUAGUUUACUCAUUUUAGAGUUCCAGUGUCACAGCUUAUGUUUGAAACGGCUUGGAGUGUAUGCGCGUAAUUAUUAUUGUUAUUGCCGGUUUUUGUCUUAUGCUAAAUUGAACGAAUAAUGGUUGUUUUAAAGUAAAGCAUUUCUACCUGAAUAGAACUAAGUAAGAUUGUUUUUUGCGUGCUCGGGAUUGAGUCAACUUCAUGUCACCCAACUCAAGGUCAGCAUUAUAAAUCAGUCUCGUAUUUCGAUAUGACUACGAGAGGCAAUAAAAAUGUUGUUUUCGAAGACAAGAAAAGACAAGAAUGGCGCUGAAAGUAUUAUGCAUGGAUUUCUGAUCUGACAAUAGUCUUGUCGGCACUGACUCCAUAUCAAAGUGAUUAGCAAUUGUUUUUCUUGAUUACUAAUUUGCAUUGUGAGUGGAACCUUUUUGUUUCCUUGGUCGCCCUAGAUUCAAAUAUUUGUUGGUGAAUAAAUGUUAAGCGUUAAGAUAAAUGGCACGCGAGUGAAAUCUGUAGGAAGUACCAUGGAAAGGUCUUUUAAAUGACGGAAUAUGACAUAGCGAGGUAAAGUUAUAAGUACCUUAUUCUAUUUUAGGUUUAAAGUGACUAUUACGCAUAGCACUUUUCUCUACGCAUAAGGGCCAAGCUCUCAAAGCUCAAUCCUUAACAUUGCUUAAGAUUAGUGGACGGAUUUUUGGGUACUUAAUGGUAUAAGUUGAUGGAGUGUUUGUUGACUUAGAGAGUUUAAUCUUGCUCUUUCAUGAUCCAAAGAUCAAAGUUUUUUUCACAUUUUUCACAUUUUCUAACAUAAAAAGCUUAGCUAGCAUCAAACACUGUUAUUAAUAGAUUCCAUUUAGUAAAUGGUCACAGUUUAUGAUUUGGUCAAAGAAACUGGGGACCACCAAACUCCUUUUGGACCGAGAGAGAAACAAAUUUUAAUUCAUGUGGACCUCGUGAGAAAUCCUGGCCGCUAGCAAGAACUUUCACUUGUUGAGAAUCCGCUGGAAUCGCUAUACUUUAGCACUGAAAAGUAUGUAUCCCUAAUCGGCGACGUCAUAAGCGAUAGACUCUUGUGAGUAUACGUGAACGUUUAAAAUAAUCAGAUAUGAACAAUUAUCUACAAACUAUUAGCUUAGUCCAGCAAUUGUUAUAAUAAUUUUGUUGUUGUUAGGAAGUACCGAUUAAAAGUUAAAAAUAGUGAUAGAAUAAGAACUGAAUUAUCAGGUAGAGUCUAUUUUAGUUAUCGACUGCGAAAUGAAGCAAAAUGUUUAAGAUGAUUGCGUUCAAAAUGGUGUUUGUUCAGCAGAGUAAAUUAGUUUAAAACAUCGGCAGCAAAGACAUAAUUUUGUUUUUUGACAAACUCUCUAGCACUCGUUUGAAAAUCCGAUACAUAAAUGAAAUGUUGAUCAAAGGAAUCGAAGUGAUCGCGCCUCUGCUGCGUCGGUAAUUUCCAUGCUCACUCAGAGUAUUUCUUUUCGCUUGCUGUGAAGAGCAAUCUCAGCUAUUUCAUAGCAAUACUUCACCCAGGAGAAGUUCAAAAAGCACCCUAAGCCCAUGGGUUAUACCGCCUCCAUAAAGCCGAAGACAAACACAACAUUUUUCUUUUUCAACCUUACCAUUCCUUUUUAGAAUUGACCUUCAUUAUGCAAUUUCAAUUUCUCUUAGAUCCCAGGGCCACACGGUAAAGGACGAUUUGGAGGUGUGGAUGUCGUUUCAGAAGCACCGCACUGUUCCGCCGUUCCCUGGUCAUGCUGGGGGCACUGCCAGGAGCUGGCCAAACUCAAGACCAGCUGGAGGUAUGUGCAAGCUAUCCUCUUCGUUCGGGACACAUUUUUGUCAUUUUUCUCCGAACGGAAAAUGAACGACGGAUCUGAGCUCCCUCAAAAGGUUGCUAAGUUGGACCCUACCGUUCUUCAGUCAUUUACCAUUCUAAAAGUCCUCUGAUAAGACCGGGGGGGGGAGGGGGGGGGGGCUUUUCUAUUUCAAGCACGUUUGGGGGGGAAGGGGGUUGGAGGGGGGGGGGGGCCCUAGGGGUAUUUUGAAAGAGGGGGGGGGGGGCGGGGGCUUUUCUAUUUCAAGCACGUUUGAGGGGGAAGUGAGUUUGAUGGGGAGGGGAGCCUUAGGAGUUAUUUGAAAGAGAGGCUUAAUAGAGUCCUUACCAUCAUUUAGCUCUCUGUAGGGUCUGUAGGACGGUCACCGUGUCUUUCUUAGAGAUAGAGAGAUCUGUCUUUCGGUUCCAAAGAUACAGUUGAACCUCCAUGUACGACCACCUCUCUUAAGCGACCACCUCCCAUAAGCCAUUUUAAGUAUUUGCAUUUUGGGUGGUUGCUUACGGGAGGUUCGAAUGUACUGAACACUUCAUACAACUGCAAUGCACGUUACACCUCUUACACCCCUAUACUACGGACACCGCCCGUAUUAAAGCAGUUUCACUGUGCUAAUAGCCGUUGAGCGUGGGCUUAACGUUACCUUCUCUCAAAUCAGCGGCAUUUACAGUAGGUAACAUUUGAUCUGAUAUUCUCUUUUGAAAUAAACAAAAUUUCAGUGAAGUUGCAAGAAGUUGCUGCUCUUGCAGCUAUAACAUUGUGCGCAAUGGCUGCGAAGCAUUGUUCGGUCAGGCUUUUCACUGCCUUUCUAUCUGCCGAACAAAGGGAAGUAAAAACCGAUAAUGCAUGUGUGCACUUUGCAGUACUUUUAAGGCAUAUCGUGAAAUGUACAGUGCUAUAAAUUGCUGGUUUAAAUUUGCAAUCGCCAGCAAAAUAUAGCCUCUUCUCGAAGUACUCUUACUUUUUUACUUCUACUGAAAAUGUUAACCGAAUUACACGAUCGUCUAUACUCGAGCUGUACGCGAGACUCGGAUCCUUCACGGACAGUAGUUUUAGCCCAAAACGGCCGGGUUUGCAGCUACCUCAACAUGCAUUGUGCUGUAAACAUAACGUUUUGCAUUCGAUGGCAACUUUAUUUUAAACUUAAGCUCGCGCAUGACUUUGUAUCGCGUAAUUUGUUUUCGAAUGGCGAAUUUCGCUCGUUAGUGUCCCAUGUGCAAAUUGAUGAAAACAGCCCACUGAACCACCUCCUGGAAAGUCUCGGUCAGAAAUGAAAAGUAAUCCUUUGAAUAUACGUUACAUUAUAGUUAUAUAAAACAACCAGGCAGAUAGGUCUUUGCACUAUCAUCUGCUUUUCAGUGGGCGGCACAAGGUUUUGAUGAAAUUGGUAACAAUGGUGUUAUUUUGAACAGUUUCCACUCUGGAAUUGGGCUUCAUCAAUCGGCGAGCAGUGUCAACCACUGAAUCACGUGCCAGAGGGCUUCCACCAAUCACAGACAAGCCUAGGCCAGGAAACAGAAAAGUUGGAUUAAGAGGUGGUAGACAGGAAAAACAACAGCUCUGUUGGGCCAGAAGUUGGGCAGGAGUCCGCGCAGAACAAACAAACGUUCACGCUAAAGGUUGCACGGUUUGUACUACGCAUAAUAGAAGAAGUCACCUGGGCCCUUUGAAAAACUCAGGCUUGAAAAUUGCUCACAAAAACAAAGUGUUAGCGAUGAAUGAAAAAGAGGCAUUGUUAUUUAAGAGACUAAAAGGAAUCUACGCAAACUCUACGGAAAAGACUUUACGGGUUCAGCGACUUCAGAAUAAUAUUAAUUCAUUACAGUCGAGAACUCUUCACUCAGAAAUAGACUAUAGUUUAAGAGAGUUUAAAAAGAAACAAGAAGAUGACAAGAGGAAUAGAUCAGAACUCAAACGAGUCCGAGAAAGGUUUUCAAAGGAUAGAGAACACCGUCGUAAGAGUUCUUAUGUGAGUUUAAGCGCACUAGAGUGUCCACAAGUUUCCCGGCAGGCGUAUGGGCUCCCCGAGGAUGGCCAUGAAUAUAGACAGUCUAGCGUGAUGCAACAUGCUCACGAAAAGCUGCGUGAUAUUUGGAAAAAUGCUAUGAAACGUGCUGUCAUUGUCGAUAAAAUGAUAGGUGUAAUGAAGAAAGAGAAAGAGCCGUUACCUCAGAUUAAAGUACGCAGAAAAAGCAUGGCUCAAAAAGAAGCAAGGUCCCCCAGUCCAGUAAAAGAAGGUAGGCCUGAGUUCUGGUUAAUUUAGGCCCCGUCGACACCAACGCGUUUUCGUUUGAAAACGCAUAUGCAUCGAUGCCUUUAGGCCUUCCGUCUACACUAAUACGCUUAGCGCGUUUUCAUCGAAAACGCAUCUAUCUGAAAACGCUGUCGAAAGUGGAUAAAAAAGAAAGCGCAUGACCUAUCAUAUUAGUGUAGAGGGUCCAAAAACGGUCGAAAACGCAUCAAGGCGAAAACGAGGACCGAAAAUAUUGCAUGCGCGUGUGUUUGUAGCAUACACAUCGUUUUCAAACGUUUUAGUGUAUGGCCGAAAACGCAUCAAAACUGGGGACACAAAUCGAUCGAUGUGUUUUCGAUGACAACGGAACGCAUACUUUUGAAAACGCAUUAGUGUGGACAGGCCCUUAGUUUUCCACAGUUGCCACUACUUUGACCAGAAACUUAAGUUAUAUGUAAGGAGUCGCAUCAAUGAGAUAUAUUUCCAUAUACAAUAAAGACCUAAUAGCUGAAACUUACAGUACACUUGUUGACGUCCACUUACGUGUAAUACAAAGUUUCAGACAUUGACAUUCCUGUCAGUUUUUGUACUUGGGAUGAAUAUUUAAAACACUUAGCAAAUUUCCUGAGAUAUCUAAUAUCAAAAAUUGUCCAAAAUCCUAUUUCUAAAUAAUUCCUCGGUCUAAGAUAGCUUAGGGCUCCAAAUCCGCGCAAUGGCCCUCUUCCAUUUGUAUUUCAUGGAUAUUUUCCUUGGCCUAGAGUUUUCCGGGGUUAAAUUAAGACUAAUUCUCACUGUCAAUGAUCAUUUUUGUAGCGCUCCAAGAGAGAGACUCCAUGGAAACAGUGAAUCAGCUUGAAGUGGUUCUUGGAGAAAUAGAUGCUAUGUCCACAGGUACGACUCACAAAAUAUGCUACAAACUUUUUAUCCAGCCAAUAAGUCCCGAUAUUAUACGAGGCUCCGCGUGAUUUUCGAAGCGAACUAUAACACUGCUUAAAAUUCUCAUUUGUGGUUGAAAAUAACUGGUUGAUUGUACUCGAGUGAAUUUCUCGAGGCGUCUCAUCUUUGGAAAAUCAUGGUAGUGACGAAUUCACUUCAUCUGUGUUCCACUCUCCCACCGAAGUAACGCUGUAUUUUUGAAAAAACGAAUCCCUCUUACCUCUUACUAUACUCUACAGUCUAUCGACCCUCAGAAAAUCCUUUAGUCAGUCAUANAUGUGUUUUCGAUGGCAACGGAACGCAUACUUUUGAAAACGCAUUAGUGUGGACAGGCCCUUAGUUUUCCACAGUUGCCACUACUUUGACCAGAAACUUAAGUUAUAUGUAAGGAGUCGCAUCAAUGAGAUGUAUUUCCAUAUACAAUAAAGACCUAAUAGCUGAAACUUACAGUACCCUUGUUAACGUCCACUUACGUGUAAUACAAAGUUUCAGACAUUGACAUUCCUGUCAGUUUUUGUACUUGGGAUGAAUAUUCAAAACACGGGGCAAAUUUCCUCAGAUAUCUAAUAUCAAAAUUGUCCAAAAUCCUAUUUCUAAAUAAUUCCUUGGACUAAGAUAGCUUAGGGCUCCAAAUCCGCGCAAUUGCCCUUUUCCAUUUGUAUUUCAUGGAUAUUUUCCUUGGCCUAGAGUUUUUAGCGGUUAAAUUAAGACUAGUUCUCACUGUCAAUGAUCAUUUUUGUAGCGCUCCAAGAGAGUGACUCCAUGGAAACAGUGAAUCAGCUUGAAGUGGUUCUUGGAGAAAUAGAUGCUAUGUCCACAGGUACGACUCACAAAAUAUGCUACAAACUUUUUAUCCAGCCAAUAAGUCCUGAUAUUAUACGAGGCUCCGCGUAAACGAGGCUCCGCGUGAUUUUCGAAGCGAACUAUAACCCUGCUUAAAAUUCUCAUUUGUGGUUGAAAAUAACUGGUUGAUUGUACUCGAGUGAAUUUCUCGAGGCGUCUCAUCUUUGGAAAAUCAUGGUAGUGACGAAUUCACUUCAUUUGUGUUCCACUCUCCCACCGAAGUAACGCUGCAUUUUUGAAAAAACGAAUCCCUCUUACUAUUCUCUACAGUCUAUCGACCCUCAGAAAAUUCUUUAGUCAGUCAUACACCGAGUCAGUGUGUAAGAUUGUCAGUCAGCCCGGUAUAAGUCGUUAGUUUGUCAGUUAGUCCGACAGAGAGAUAUAGUUAUUUACUUCAUUAGUCAGACAGACGUUAGACCCGACGGUUUUUCACUCAGACAGUAGGUUCGUAAGACAGUUUAUCAGCCAGACAGUAAAGCGGUCAAGUCAGACAAGGACAGACAGACAGUCAGUUCUACAGUCGACGGAACCAGUCAGUUAGUGAGUAAACUACACAAAUGGAUGGGUCAAUCACUCUCCUCUGAGCUCUUUAAUGUUUUUUGUUUGUUAUUGUAAGUUAGUGACAUUUGUUUCAUUUCAAUUGCAGUGAUAUCAGAAUCAGAUGAAGAUCUUACGGACACUGAAGAAGAAUUUGAUUAACGUUCUCCUCCAAUAUUCAUAAUAUAAAAGUUAAAACAUACAAAACUGUGCGCAAGCUUAGCAAAGGAACGUCAAUUAACUUUUUACCUAUGUCUUUUCCGUAUCAUCGUAUACCAAGGUUUGAAAACUGUUCUAACUUGCCCAGAGUAUUUACUAGGAAUAUUA
Molecule: messenger RNA, 11180 nt
Organism: Porites evermanni
Lineage: Eukaryota; Metazoa; Cnidaria; Anthozoa; Scleractinia; Poritidae
Source: the annotation of a GenBank genome assembly